UCCGACCGCCCCCCACCCCCUCUCGGCGAUGGGCAAACAGCCGUGGGACAGCGCGAAGGCAAAGCCUCCUUCCCGCGCAGACCGUGCUCCAAGCCUCCGCUGACGGCGCGAACUCGUUGCUUGGACUUCGCUCUGCUCAGCCCGAAAGCUCCGCUUGACCAAGACAAUGAAGACAUCCUGGAUUUUACUAAACAUUGUUCUUGUGGCUGCUCACAGGCAGGUAACUUACAUUGGUGAUCAGGUGCUCCGGAUCAGUGCCAGCAGUCAGAAACAGCUUAAUCUGGUGAAGUCACUGGAACAGUUACAGCAUCUGAAGCUUGAUUUCUGGAAAGAACCUGUGAGGAGCUCCCUCCCCAUCGAUGUACGAGUUCCUGCGAAGCAUGUCAGCACAAUCAAAACAAUUCUGAAGUCUAACAACAUAGCACAUUCCGUCAUGAUCGAAAACCUGCAGUCAUUGGUGGAUGAAGAGCGCAUAAGCACAUUGAUUUCUGAGCUGAGACAAAAUGGUACCUACAGCUUUAACUAUCGGUACUAUCACCCGCUAAAGGAGAUUUACAAGUGGAUGAAGAAUCUUGCUGAUGAAAACCCACAGUUGAUCAGGAGAAUGAGGAUCGGUAGAAGUUCCCAAGGUCGGGCAAUUCAUGUCCUGAAGUUUAGCACGGGGCACAGGCGGCCUGCCAUAUGGAUCGAUGCUGGUAUUCACGGCCGCGAGUGGAUAGCACCUGCUGUCGCAAUAUGGAUGGCAAAGAAGAUUACCACUGACUAUGGCAAUGACCCUUCCAUCACAUCACUGCUGAAUAAAAUGGACAUCUUCAUGGUGAUCAUGGCGAACCCUGAUGGAUAUGUUUACAGUAAAACUACGGACCGCAUGUGGCGGAAAACCAUGUCCAAGAGGCCUGGAUCUCGUUGUUUUGGAGUUGACCCAAACAGGAAUUUUGAUGCGAACUUUGGAGGGAAAGGCAGCAGCAGAGUUCCAUGCUCAGAAAGUUAUUGCGGACCACAUGUGCACUCCGAACCUGAGAUCAAAGCUAUUGUCAAUUUCAUCAAGAAGAAUGGCAGGUUCAUAGUGUUCCUCACCCUGCACAACUAUUCCCAGCGCUUGAUGUAUCCUUAUGGAUAUACGCAGGAAACUCCAGAAAACGUUGAAGAACUGGAUAUGUUGGCUCAUGAGGCCACUGAAGCUCUGACCUCCCUGUAUGGCACUCGAUAUUCGUAUGGAAGCAUAGUACAACUUAUAAAUGAGAGUAGUGGAAACAGCAUUGACUGGAGCUGUAAACAAGGUGUUAAGUACUCAUAUGCCUUUGAGCUGCGCGAUGAAGGUCAAUAUGGCUUCAUACUUCCACGGAGUCAGAUUGUCCCGACUGCUGAAGAAACAUGGUUGGCUGUAAAGAAGAUAAUGGAACAUGCCUGCAAUCGCUUGCCUUAACUUUGGAUAUGUUGCCAUCUAUACAUAAUGUAAAUUACUUAAUACCCCUCUCCCUCCCUGAUAUUCCCCUCCAUUCAAUGAAUGGGGUCACAGUUCCUGCAUGGGUUAAUCACUUAGAUUUCCAUUGUAUCUAUCGAUCUAUCUAUCUAUCUAUCUAUCUAUCUAU
Leucoraja erinaceus (little skate) is the source of this 1592-nucleotide messenger RNA. RefSeq names its product carboxypeptidase A1-like. NCBI's taxonomy places the organism in Eukaryota, Metazoa, Chordata, Chondrichthyes, Rajiformes, Rajidae. Gene Ontology annotation, molecular function: metallocarboxypeptidase activity; zinc ion binding. Gene Ontology annotation, biological process: proteolysis. The transcript has 12 exons. Bases 167 to 1426 code for a protein of 419 amino acids. The record is from RefSeq and is a predicted model, not a curated record.